This is a messenger RNA of Gekko japonicus, 950 nucleotides long. RefSeq names its product myoglobin (gene MB). Gene Ontology annotation, biological process: oxygen transport. Gene Ontology annotation, molecular function: heme binding; oxygen binding. The coding region runs from base 163 to 627 and encodes 154 amino acids. Lineage: Eukaryota; Metazoa; Chordata; Lepidosauria; Squamata; Gekkonidae. Gene Ontology annotation, cellular component: extracellular exosome. The transcript has 3 exons. The record is from RefSeq and is a predicted model, not a curated record.
UUGAGCUGUCGACUGACAGGUGUCUGUCUGUAAGUCAGAUAUGUUAUAAACCAUCAAGGUGUCUCUCUGCCCACGCUGCACUCAAGGAAGAACACACACGAGCCAUUUGUAUCUACUCUGCCACACAACUUGCUUUCAAUUGUUUCUCGAGCAACUGACGUUAUGGGGCUCAGUGAUCAGGAAUGGCAGAGGGUCUUGGACAUCUGGGGAAAAGUGGAACCAGAUCUCCCUGCACACGGACAGGAAGUUAUCAUCAGGAUGUUUCAGAGCUAUCCUGAGACCAUGGAACACUUUGGCAAGUUUAAACACCUGAAGACGCUUGAUGAGAUGAAGAGCUCAGAAGAACUGAAGAAGCAUGGAACGACUGUCCUCAGUGCCCUGGGCAGAAUCCUGAAGCGGAAAGGGAACCAUGAAGCAGAACUCAAACCACUGGCACACAGCCAUGCCACCAAGCAUAAGAUCCCCAUCAGACACCUCGAGUUCAUUUCUGAAGUGAUUGUUGCCGUCAUUGCUGAUAAAUACUCUGCGGACUUUGGGGCCGACUCCCAAGUGGCAAUGAGAAAGGCCUUGGAGAUAUUCCGGAACGACAUGGCUAGCAAGUACAAGGAGUUUGGGUUCCAGGGUUAGCGAGGACACAGAGGAGCAGUACCUCCUUAGAGUCAUGUUGACAUAUGUAGCAGCACAGGUGUUGCUCAAGGAGAAGAACAUUCUACUUUCAUUACACAGGGAAAUAAUUUGGCACUGGGUUGAAAAAUCCACCCCAAACUAAGGCCCAGACUACAUGUGAUGGUAGCAGAUCCACAUCGUGUAAAAAUGAGGACUGGAUCUGUGACUGAUUUAAAGGGCCAAAGGAAUCUGCAGGCAAGGUCUCUGUGCCUGUGCUGAACCUACAUUCCGCUUUAACUCUGUCUAUUUCCCCUUUCCCACCUCUGAGGUCUCAGCAAAGCAUG